CUAAUAUCAUUUGAUAUUUUUGCCUCUAUUCAUUUAUGGAUUUUUAAUUCUAUUGCUUCAUCAUAUAACUAUAUUAUAUUCAAAACACAUUUUUAUACACUUUUAAAGGUGGUUGAUAAUGGGAUCACAAUAUAAAGGAUGAUAGGAUAUUACUAUGAAUAAAAUAAAAUAUCACAAGUCUGAAUCUUCCAAUCAGACUAAAAUUGACGCCGCCAAAUGGUAUCCCGAGGAAUUUAUGAUUUUGAUCGAUUUGGAAACCAGGGAAAUAGAGAUCGAAUUUACUCCUCCGCCUCUCUACUAUAGAUUGCGUUACUUCGAGCUUGAACUUUUCAGUGUUUGGAAUUCGGAAAAUAAAAAUUUAAAAAGGGAGGUUCUAGGAGACAAACAAGAGAGCAAGCUCAAAUAUCAAAUUAUCGAUGUUCAAUCUAUGCCAGACAAUGCAACCAUGGUCAAAUCAUUAUUUGAAAAAAUACCCCUUGGCACGUAUCAUAUCACCUUAUAUCCCUCGUCUUACGUAAAUGGCGAGUGCCUUUGCACGAUUGAAUACCUGCAAUGCUCCUGCUUGAUGAACGAAUCCAUAGAUUUUGAAAUGCCAGAUAUUCUUAACGACGCCGCCACAUGGGGUAAGUAUCAAAAUGUGGAGCUGCUAGGCCAUCCCACCACUCAAGGACCUCUAUCAUUAUUACCGAUCUCCCAGCAAACAUUGAUCACUAAAGAAGAUCGCCAUGCGCAUCAUUACAAUUAUGCAGAUAAUGAUACACGCUUAUCCGGCGAAAUGAAUGCGACACUAUACACUGUCCAUAGUUAUAGGGUUGUUUCCACCAUAAUUAUUUCUGAUAAUAAAGGUUGGAGGGAUUUUAACGCUUUUCGCAUAGAAUUACAUAGACUGGAGCAAUUAUCUUACAAUAAUACUGAUACAAUUGGGCACACUAGUAACUUUACGAAUUUUCAAUCUGAAAAUUACGAUAAUAGAGUUAAUAGAAAAAAUGACUCUCCCUCAUCUCCAAAUCAAACAUCCUUACCCUUUUCCUACUUUCUCAUUGAAGAAAAUUAUAGUAUCAUCGAUUUUACAAAAAUCAAUAAAACGGAUAUCAAUGUUAAUAAUGUCAAUAGCAACGAAUCCAUUACUCAUACCCUUUCCAUAAUUAACAACGUAUUAACGAGGGCUAAUGUGAGAUAUAGAUCAUAUAAACAUUUUUUUGACCCUUCCGCUUUGACUUCGAUAAAUGGAGCAGCUUCUAGACAUGGCGAAAAGAUUGACGAGGAUGAUAAAAAAAGCUAUGCAGGGCUAUCUAAACUUAAUAGAAAUCAGAAGGGCGAUUCUAUUGUCAGUCAUUCAAUUGUGGAAAAAUUAAAUGGACAAGAUAUAGUUCAUACUUUUGAAGACGUCAUCCCCGGAUUUUACUACAUAAAGAUAACACCCAUAGAACCUUCAAAUCAAUCUUGCUUUUGUAAAAUGAGUGUAUCCAAAAAUUGUAUACAGUGUUUACCAGCCACAUCAAAAACCUUAGACCUACCUCAUUAUACCAAUUUGCCAAAUAUCUUAAAAAAUCCCUUCAUGCCACCUGGUCAUCAAGAAAUAUUCCCGCACCAGCCUCUCUUUAUUACAACAUCCCAUGUUCAACGCAUAGCUAUUUUUUCUACCAUACUCCUCUUGAUAUUAUUGCUUUUGACGUUUAUAUACGCACGAAGGCUUAAUAGAAAAGACUGGGCUAGAAAGAGACGGUGCUUGGAUAAGUUAUUUAAAGCUUUCGAUUCAAAUUACUCAUACCAUGCAUAUGACAAAAGUAGGAGUAGUAAAAAUUAUUGCAAAACUAAUCUCGAAGACCCUAACAAUGAUUUGCCUUUGUAUCUAUAUUCCAAUUUUUCUACCGAUAUCAAUAAAGCUACCUUAAAAUCGCUGGAAUCUUCGGAAACAGAUUCUAAUCAAUGGCCCAAAGUUUUAAUAGUAUAUUACCCGGAUGAUAAAGCAUAUUCACAAUUAAUAUACGCUUUCUGUCGAUUUUUAUCGCUAUAUUGCAAAGUUAAACCCGUAGCCAUAUGUCAAAAUAUAAAAGAAAAUGAGAUGUGGUGUAUUGCUUUGGGGAAAUGGGAAUGGGUUCAGGCACAGUUGAAUGAUUGCGAAAAGGUUCUUUUCGUAAACUCACGAGGUGCUUUCAAUCAUUACCAAAAUCGUCUUUGUAACGGGAUUACCAAACCUUUGCAAAAUACUGAUUGUAUCUUAUAUGAUAAUAAAGGUUUAGAAAAUAACAUUAUUCAAACAAGCGAUAACAAUUUUACAUCAAAAAAUACAGUUGAUAAUAAUGCAGUUCCAGACUUAGAACUCGAACUUUGUCAGGCUUUGAUAAAUUCUCUUUUAGAUGCUUACUACACCGAAUGGGAUUACCCUAAUAAUUAUGAUCAAGAUAGAUGUUACAAAAUCUUUAAUCAGGAUAGGAAGACAAAAAAUAUACAAAGUCUCAUAAAAUUCAAGCUUUAUUCUUGUAAAUUUCGCCAAACCUCAAAGGUCAAUGUUAUAUCCUCUCUCACAUCUGGUUAUCUUUAUGAAUUAAUGGAUGAUAUUCAGGAAUUAUUAUGCACAAUUCAUGAUUUAAAUCCGAAAUCCCUCACGGAUCCUAAAGAUAAUAUACAAGAUCAUAAAUUCAAUAUGAAUUACCCCUGUCAUAAAGGUAAAAAUAAUUUAAAAAAAAACAAAAUUAACCAAAAUAACGAUAUUUAUGAUGGGAAAAAGAUGCAAGUAGGCACCAGCAUAUGGGCUAAUAAUCUUUAUUUCUCAAAAAUUUUUGGUUUUGAUAGAAAUACUUGGGGAUUUAAUUGCGGUAUUGAAGGAGCUCAACUUUUUCAAAGAACAUGCGCAAAAAAUUAAAAAUCCAAAUUAUAAAAUGAAAAAUAAACUACAGAAUUUAAUUUUGCGAUAAACUAUUGUAUAUUAAUUGAAUAUGGUAGAAUUUCAAUUCUUUUUGGUUCUUAAAAAUUUAUCAUAUUUUUGCUGUUUAAUGAUGUUCUGCUCUUUAUAUAUUGGGCUUUAAUCAUAGUUUUAUUAUUUAAUUAACAAAGAGUAUUUUGCACUUUUGAUA
Messenger RNA from Gordionus sp. m RMFG-2023, 3077 nucleotides. RefSeq lists its product as uncharacterized. Gene Ontology annotation, molecular function: interleukin-17 receptor activity. The transcript is spliced from 14 exons. The coding region runs from base 155 to 2866 and encodes 903 amino acids. The record is from RefSeq and is a predicted model, not a curated record. NCBI's taxonomy places the organism in Eukaryota, Metazoa, Nematomorpha, Gordioida, Chordodea, Parachordodidae.